Acipenser ruthenus (sterlet) is the source of this 1579-nucleotide messenger RNA. RefSeq names its product V-type proton ATPase subunit E 1-like. Gene Ontology annotation, biological process: proton transmembrane transport. Lineage: Eukaryota; Metazoa; Chordata; Actinopteri; Acipenseriformes; Acipenseridae. The record is from RefSeq and is a predicted model, not a curated record. Gene Ontology annotation, cellular component: proton-transporting two-sector ATPase complex, catalytic domain. Bases 261 to 941 code for a protein of 226 amino acids. The transcript is spliced from 9 exons. Gene Ontology annotation, molecular function: proton-transporting ATPase activity, rotational mechanism.
UGUGACGUGUGAUUCCAGUUUCAGCUGGAGCGUCGGCGACAGUCAGCUGACCCGAUAUUUGACAUUUUAACAUCUAGCGACUGCAGCAAAGACCCGAUCAUUUUGAAUUUAAAAAGCAGGGAGAGAAAAAAAAAAAAUAUUUAAAACGAUUCAAACACCUCACUAAUAGGCGAGGAAGAUAACCUUUAGCAACUGCAAUAUAUUCAGAUAAUUUCGCUUUUUAACUUUUAUCUUAGUACAGUCCUCUGUUCGCCGCAGCCAUGGCACUCAGCGAUGCAGAUGUGCAGAAACAGAUCAAACACAUGAUGGCCUUCAUUGAGCAGGAGGCCAAUGAGAAGGCUGAGGAAAUUGAUGCAAAGGCAGAAGAAGAGUUUAACAUUGAGAAGGGUCGUCUUGUACAAACUCAGAGAUUGAAGAUUAUGGAGUACUAUGAAAAAAAAGAGAAGCAGAUCGAACAGCAAAAGAAAAUUCAAAUGUCCAACUUGAUGAACCAGGCCAGGUUGAAAGUCCUCAAGGCCAGAGAUGACUUGAUUUCGGAUCUGCUGAACGAAGCCAGACAGAGGCUGGGGAAGAUUGCGAAGGAUCCGGUCAGGUACGCCACCUUGCUGGAAGGACUAGUGCUGCAGGGAUUUUAUCAGCUACUGGAGCCCUCUGUGAUUAUUCGUUGCCGUAAACAGGAUCUUCCUAUGGUGAAGGCUGCUGUACAGAAGAACAUUCCCAUCUUCAAGGCAGGUGUGAAGAACGAUAUUAAUGUUCGCGUCGACCAGGAUAACUUCCUGCCACCAGAAAUAUCUGGAGGUGUGGAAAUCUAUAACGCUAAUGGAAAAAUCAAAGUGGCCAACACCUUGGAAAGCAGACUGGAUCUUAUGGCACAACAGAUGAUGCCAGAAAUCCGAGUAGCUCUCUUUGGUGCAAACCCAAACAGGAAAUUCAUAGAUUAGUGCACUCUGCCGCACCCAUUGCAUCCCAGAUGAGCAUGGUUUUAAACAGGAAACAAAAAAGAACAUGUGACAUUUAUAUAAAUAUAUUUAAAGAUUCCAUUCUGUGUCUGUACUGUAAAACAUUGUAUGUUAAGUGGAUAAACUGAGUUUGUGUUGUUGUAUAGCCCUGUGUUGUAUUUGUUAGAGGUUAAAAAAAAAAAAGUCAUGCAUCAAUAUAACUGCAAUAUUGUUAUUUUCCACCAGGAGGUGAUAUUGUGUGGCUUGAGUGGUUCAAAUAGAAGUACAGAACGGGUAUGAGCAAUCUACCAAAAGCCCUUGCUGUGAAUCUGUUAUCACAUGCUUACUGUACAGUAUGUCUAUACAUCAUCCAUAUCAGACUAGUUAUCUUCUGUCUCGUCACUAUCUUUAUGCAGAACAACCCUCCUUCCUGAGCCUUGCAGUUUUCCUUUUGUGGUGCGACUGGUAGAUCUGUUUGUGUGUUUUAGAUUAAAGACAGACAAUAAAAAAGGCAUCCUUGUCUUAAUGAUAAUGCAAGCCUCCAGUGUUAAGUGAUUGUUGAGAUUUAUGACGUUGGUAUCAUUUCAUCUACUGUAUAUGUGGUUUAAAAAAAUAAAGAUGCUUGGCCAUCUUAAACCUCA